AGAUUUUGGCGGAAGGGAGCGGCUUGCGAUCAGCCAGCACUUUCGUGUUGUAUCGACCUCUGUUUUCUGACGUCUAUCUACCAACCUGCUCAGUGAUUCAAGUUUAAUAAGUCUUUUUAUAUUAUUACAAAGGUAACAGAAAAGCUGCAACCAUGUUUUCAUGGAUGAAAGGGAGCGAUUCUAACAAAAAACACCCUCAAGUGUUCGCCUCAGUUGUCGAUGGUUUGAAGAAAAUGUACAUGAAGAACCUCAAACCAAUGGAGGAAUAUUAUCUAUUCAAUGACUUUCAUUCACCAUCCAUGAGCGAGCCGGACUUUCACGCUAAACCGAUGGUUCUACUAGUCGGACAGUAUUCUACAGGCAAGACAACAUUCAUUAAAUAUCUACUAGAGCAGGAUUUCCCCGGAAUCAGGAUUGGACCGGAGCCCACCACCGACAGUUUCAUAGCAGUUAUGCAUGGUGAUAGUCAACAAGUGAUCCCUGGAAAUGCUCUGAUUGUUGACCCGAAUAAACAGUUUCGCUCCCUCAGUAGUUUUGGUAAUGCUUUCCUAAAUCGGUUCUGCUGUUCUGAGCUUCCUAACGAUGUGCUUAACAGUAUAACGAUAGUUGAUACUCCAGGCAUCUUGUCUGGCGAGAAGCAAAGUGUUGCACGGGGAUAUGAUUUCACCGGCAUCCUCAAGUGGUUUGCCGAGCGCUGUGAUCGCAUCAUUCUACUUUUCGACGCACACAAACUUGAUAUCUCUGAUGAAUUUCAACGAGGCAUCGAGGUCCUGCGUGAUUAUGAUGACAAAAUCCGUAUAGUGCUCAAUAAGGCUGACAUGAUCAAUACACAACAGUUGAUGAGGGUAUAUGGUGCGCUGAUGUGGUCUCUCGGAAAAGUGAUCAACACCCCAGAGGUUGCACGUGUCUACAUUGGCUCAUUCUGGAACCAGCCUUUACAAAUGGAUGAUAAUCGCCGCUUGUUUGAGAUGGAAGCUACUGAUUUGUUCAGGGAUAUCCAGGAGCUACCCCGUAAUGCUGCUCUGAGGAAGCUGAAUGAUUUCAUCAAGCGUGCAAGACUUGCUAAGGUCCAUGCUUACAUCAUAUCAGAAUUAAAGAGUCAAAUGCCAUCAAUGUUUGGAAAAGAUAAAAAGAAGGACGAACUGAUCAAGAAACUGACAGAUGUUUAUCAGAAGAUCCAGAGGGAGCAUAAUAUAUCUCCUGGAGACUUCCCACCGGUUAGUAAAUUCAAGGAGCAAUUGAAGCAGCACGACUUCACCAAAUUCCACACCUUGAGGGCCAAGCACAUAGAAACCCUCGAUCACAUGCUGGCUCAUGAUAUACCUAGACUUAUGGCAAUGAUUCCCCAUGAGACUACUGAUGAUGCUAGUAAACCUUCUGUGUCUGGGGGCGCAUUCGCAGUCCAUCACGCUACCAAUAACCCAUUUGCAAGUGGUGCUUGUGAGGGCGUGGCUCUGGGUGCUGGCACCGAUACUUGGGUUGUGGAAGAUUUCAAGCCAAAAUAUGAUGAACUUUUUAAAACUCUUGGACCUGUUGAUGGCAAACUUUCAGGUGCAAAAGCCAAGAAGGAAAUGGUCAAAUCCAAACUUCCAAACACUCAGUUAGGUCGUAUCUGGAAGCUUUCAGAUAUCGAUCAUGAUGGUUGCCUUGAUGAGGAUGAGUUUGCUCUUGCUAUGUAUCUAAUAAAGGUCAAACUUGAAGAUAAUGACAUUCCAGAAGAGUUGCCAGUUCACUUGGUACCACCAUCUAAACGUCAACUACAGAACUCAGCAGACCCUAUUGAAUAUGACUAAAGUCAGGGAAGGCUUUUACCAAUUAUACUACUGGAAAUGAUAGUAUAUUGUCCAGAACAGGACAGAUAAAGGAGACAGCGCACCAACAUCCUCACACACCGGAUUUGAUAUUAAUUACUAGAUUUUAAUGGCUUUUUUAGCCUUGCCGUAUUGAUUUUCAGAAAUAUGUAUACAAUCAAAGGCCAAUUCUGUAAGGAAUUUUGUCUUAUUUAUAUGUCCUUUAUGUGUUUCAAAGGCUUUAUGUGGUUUUUGGAAUAACUGUUUUCUAGCCAAUCUAGAAUUAUAAAAGGUACAGCUGGUAUAAACAUUUUUUAAAUCUUUGCCACAAUUUUCAGUCAUUGGUUAUCAGUUUGGGGGUAAAAGAUUGGGAAAUGAACUAAAAAUAUAUAAAAUUGAGAAAUUGUUUUGAUUUUAUAUAAAAUGGAAUAUACAUCCAUUAAAAAGUUGUUAGAAAAGCAAGCAACAGUCCAGAUUAUUUUAAUUUACCACUAUGAAUGACAGUAGUAUCUAGUUUAAAAAAUAUGUCCAUGAAGUGAAGGUCUUUCUCUAAGAAAUUUAUAUGCAGAGUUGUAGCAGGCCUCAAAAUAUUGGGAGAGGGGAUGAUACAGAAGCAUUAAGAAAAUAUUGGAGGCUCAGCCAUGCCACUAUUGUUUGUUUCUUUAAAUUUAUAUAUUUCAAUAUUGGUGGUGGUAGAGGGGAGGGGACAUGUGUCUUUCCUUUGAUGAUAAAUGUUGUAUUAAGUUUUGUUUGGACUGGUUGUGUUGAUCCUAAUAUCAAAUAUAAAUAUAGAAGAUA
Nematostella vectensis (starlet sea anemone) is the source of this 2588-nucleotide messenger RNA. Its product is annotated as EH domain-containing protein 3. Gene Ontology annotation, biological process: endosomal transport; endocytosis. The coding region runs from base 153 to 1793 and encodes 546 amino acids. Lineage: Eukaryota; Metazoa; Cnidaria; Anthozoa; Actiniaria; Edwardsiidae. Gene Ontology annotation, cellular component: cytoplasm; plasma membrane. Gene Ontology annotation, molecular function: calcium ion binding; GTP binding; protein binding. The record is from RefSeq and is a predicted model, not a curated record. The transcript is spliced from 2 exons.